GGUAACACAUCAACAGUAGCGGCCUUGGCAGAGUACCAAGGGUCCAUUCUGGCUACGCCAGCCAGUGCCAUGACAUCGCUGCCCCCAACUUGACUCACCCUGUAACAAGCUGGGCUCCAGAUUGCAACAUCCAACAGCACAGCCUGCCUAUAUCCAGUAAGUGGCCAACACCAGAACCUGGAACAUCCACGCAUAGCCCAAGUCCUGGCAUGGACACGGAGGUGUGGUUAGUGAUCACAUGCUGUCCACUGAGCCCAAUUCUAUCAACACCAACAGAGUCCGCCAUCUGCCUGUUACCCCUCUACCUCCUCAUCAGUUGUGCCCAGUACCUACGUCCAGAGCCCUGACCCAAAAUACCCAAGUGUGUGCUGUUCGCAGAUGCUUGUUCAUGGAUACCAGCAUGGGCAAAAGCACUGGGACCAAGGCUGAGCGCCUAGUGGGAGGUCAAUACAAAAUGCUCAGGAAGAUCGGAUCAGGCUACUUUGGCAAUGUUUAUCUGGCCGUUAAUAUCAUCAGUGGAGAAGAAGUGGCCAUGAAGGUGGAGCCUCAGUAUGGCAGAAACCCAAGGCUGAGGGUCGAGAAUGCCAUAUAUAAACUGCUUCAAGGAGGCAUUGGCAUCCCGCGCCUGCAAUGGUUUGGGCAAUAUAGUGGUCAGAACAUUAUUGUCCUUGACCUUCUGGGACCUACCCUGGAAGACCUCUUUGAGUUUUGUGCAAGAAGCUUCUCAAUGAAAACCAUCCUUAUGCUGGCUGAUCAAAUGAUUGGUAUCCUGGAGUACGUACACUCCCAGAGCGUGUUACACAGAGAUAUUAAGCCUGAGAAUUUUUUGAUGGGAAUGGGAAGGGAGUGUAACAAAGUUUUUCUGGUUGACUUUGGUCUUGCUAAGAAAUACCGGGAUAGCAAGACCAGACAACACAUACCAUACCGAGAGGAUAAAGGUCUCGUUGGCAGCAUCCGAUAUGCCAGCAUCAACACACAUCGCGGCAUCGAGUACAGUCGACGUGAUGAUAUGGAAUCAUUAGGAUAUGUCCUCAUAUAUUUCAACAGAGGCAACUUGCCCUGGGAGGGAUUAAAGGCUGAUAAUAAGAAACCAAUACAUGAAAAAAUCGGUGAGAAGAAGAUGUCCACUCCAGUUGAUGAUCUUUGUAGAGGGUUUCCUUCAGAAUUUGCUACUUACCUGAACAUCUGUCGCCAGUUGGGCUUUGAGGAAACACCUAAUUAUAUAUAUCUCAGGCAAAUUUUCCAGCUCGCAUUUAGAAACCAGAAUUUUCAGUAUGAUAAUGUAUUUGAUUGGGCUGUGCUACCACCCAGAGCUCCUCAUCUGGCGUCUUCUUCUAUGGAGUAGAUACAUCACACCUAUACCAUUGCAGGAGAGCAAGAUAAAAAGGACAAGAAUGAGAAGAUUUCUGAACACAAAGGGGCUACCUAGAAGCAUAGCAUGGCAUCUAGCAAUCACUUUAAUAUUCAACCCACCACUUUUGGAUCAUCAAUGCAGUAGCCAGCCAAUACACAUGGACAAUUUUUCAAAAAGAGUAAUACCUUAGUUCACCGUAACCUGG
Ochotona princeps (American pika) is the source of this 1559-nucleotide messenger RNA. Its product is annotated as casein kinase I-like. Gene Ontology annotation, cellular component: nucleus; cytoplasm. Gene Ontology annotation, biological process: negative regulation of canonical Wnt signaling pathway; signal transduction; peptidyl-serine phosphorylation. The record is from RefSeq and is a predicted model, not a curated record. Gene Ontology annotation, molecular function: ATP binding; protein serine/threonine kinase activity. Bases 239 to 1345 code for a protein of 368 amino acids. Lineage: Eukaryota; Metazoa; Chordata; Mammalia; Lagomorpha; Ochotonidae. The transcript has a single exon.